This is a messenger RNA of Penicillium antarcticum, 1029 nucleotides long. RefSeq names its product DUF3712 domain-containing protein. Bases 1 to 1029 code for a protein of 342 amino acids. Lineage: Eukaryota; Fungi; Ascomycota; Eurotiomycetes; Eurotiales; Aspergillaceae. The record is from RefSeq and is a predicted model, not a curated record. Gene Ontology annotation, cellular component: fungal-type vacuole membrane. The transcript has 4 exons.
AUGUCUUUUUCGAAGAGCCAAGUCGUGGAGGAAGCCGAGACAGUCCCAGGCAUCGUCACACCGAAGCCAUCCUUCGGCGCACGAGUCGGCGCACACUUCAAGCGAUUCUGGUGGGCGCAUUUGAUCUUCUUUGUGGUUUGCGUACUGGUGAUCUCGUUGCCAGUUGUCUACGUUGCCUACCCCAAAAUCGCCCAAGAUGCAGUCAACGACUCAACCCUCGACAUAAAAAAGAUGGUCAUUAGCGACCCAACCCCCGAUUCCUUCCAGCUGAACCAGACACAAGUUCUCGGCUCAAAGAGUCCUUACCACCCACAGAUCUACGAGUUCGAUGCUAAGGUCUCUCUCGCCGGUGCUGCGGAUCCGUUCACGACUGUCCGUGUGCCUGGCGUUAAGUCUGUUGAUGGUGUUGAGAUCCAUGUUGAUCAGAUGGUUGAUUUGAGUGAUACUGCUGCGUUUGGGGAUUAUGCUACGGCUGUCAUGCUUAAUGAGGAGGUUAAGUUGAAUAUUUAUGGCACUCCUGGUUUGAAGCAGGGUGGUUUGCCGAAGACUUCGGUUACUUAUAAUAAGACUGUUGUUAUGAAGGGAUUGAACAAACUCGAGGGCUUCGCUGUCCCCGAUUUCCACAUCAUGAUCCCCUCCGUGAAUGGGUAUAACAUGAACGGAACGGUUUACAUUCCUAACCCGUCUGUCAUGACCAUCUCGAUGGGAAACCUAACCCUCAACCUCGCCGUCAAGGGCAAAGCAAUGGGCCAAACCUACCUCAACGACCUAGUCCUUAAACCAGGCAACAACACCAUCCCCAUGCUCGCAAACGUCGAUCAAGCAGCCAUCUUGACUAUGCUCUCUCCAGCCAACAACCAAUACAAAGAUGGCAUUGUCCCAUUCACGAUUACUGGCAAUUCCAGCGUGUAUCACGGCAAGAACCUGGAAUACUUUACCAAGGCUCUUGCGGCGAAUGAAUUGACUGUGAACUUGAACGUUUAUCAGGCGCUUAAGGAAGCUGGUCUUGAUUUGUCGGGUAGCUCUUGA